This is a messenger RNA of Oryza sativa Japonica Group (Japanese rice), 1813 nucleotides long. RefSeq names its product F-box/FBD/LRR-repeat protein At1g78750. Lineage: Eukaryota; Viridiplantae; Streptophyta; Magnoliopsida; Poales; Poaceae. The record is from RefSeq and is a predicted model, not a curated record. Gene Ontology annotation, molecular function: protein binding.
AGUUGUAUUCUACGGAUAUACUGCGCCGCUAGGGUUUGCGCCGGCGCCAUCUCCCUCGGAUCUGUCAUCGCCAUCGCACAUGCCGCCGUUCUCCAGCGAGCCAAUGACGAACAACGAGGGGGAACCAGUGGAAGAUGCGUCUUGCCGGUCAGUGCGGCGCCGGCGGUACCGAGAACAAACAAGUACAAAUAGUGCUCCACUUCGCCAACAAGGUGAUAUUUCUGAGGGCGCCCAAAACACUAUGACAGGAUUCGACUUUGAUAGACUUCCACAGGAUAUCUUGUGCCAUAUACAUUCCCUUAUUCCGCUACGAGAUGCUGCCUGCUUGGCUUGUCUGUCUUGUAGAUUUCUACGCUCUUGGAGAUGCUUCCCUAACCUCACAUUCAAUCAGGAAACAUUCAGCUUGAAUGUUUACGAGGGCACAUCAUAUGAAAAAGAAAAGGAACCAGUGGAUAUAAUUGACAGCAUUCUUCAGAACCACUCUGGUACUGGGGUGAAGACACUUAAGCUUGAUGUUUCUAAUUACUUCAAACCCAUCACGGCUGACCAUAUCAACAAUUGGCUUAACGCUGCUGUUAAACCUGGAAUCAUUGAAAUUGCUGUGAAAUUUCCUGUACAUAACAGGCCAAUGUUCAACCUCUCUUGCUCACUUUUAUCUUGUGCCGGAAGCUCACUUCAGUCUAUUUCCUUGUUCUUUUGUGCUUUUCACCCAACAUUAAGAACUGGCUGUUUCAAAAGCUUGAGAAGCGUGUAUUUCAAAUUUGUCCACAUUACUAGUGAAGAACUAGGAUGCCUUCUCUCCAGUACAGUUUCAUUGGAGAAGUUGGAAAUUAGCAAUUGUGAUCAGCUCACUUCCUUGAAUAUACCUUCUCAUCUGCAGCACCUUACGGUCCUGAAUGUGUUAUUUUGCACAAAUCUAAAGAUGAUAGAAAUUUAUGCUCCAAAGCUGACCACUUUUGACUUCAGAGGACGCCCUAUGAAAAUAUUAACCAGUGACUCCUCGCAUCUGAAGUACAUGACUUUGCAUGGUACAUUCUUCUCUGGCAUGAUCCAAUAUGCUAGGACUGAACUCCAUUCUAUCGCAUCGAAUCUUCAGACUCUUACCCUGGCAUCAUCUAAAGAGGAUUUUAUUACGCCAAUGUUGCCUGUGAAAUUCCUCCACCUCAGGAACUUGAAUGUCUAUUUUGAUGGCAUUAGAUUCCAAAGCUAUGAUUAUUUUUCUCUGGCUUCUUUUUUCGAGGCUUGUCCUGCCUUGGAAACUUUCUACAUAUGGGCAGGAGAGUAUGAUCUUGCAUGGAAGGACCCAGCUCUUCAAGAUUCCAAUGCAGAUUCGUUACAGAUAAGGCGGAUUCCAGAAAUCCACCAUGCCAACCUUAAGAAAGUAUCCAUCAACCGAUUUUUCCCGUCAAAGAGCUUGAUUGAGCUAACAUAUCUAAUUAUUGAGAAUGCCUCGUCGCUACAAUGCCUUAAGCUGGACGCUGGCUAUGGUUUUGACACUAGUGGCAUGUGUAAAAGGAUGAAUAAGUUAGAUGUACUCCAUGCCCUCAGUGCUGUGGAGGUUGCCAAGAAAUAUAUUGAGGGCAAAGUUCCCUCCAGUGUGAAAUUCAACAUUCUGGAGCCCUGCGAGCGGUGUCAUAUUGCAAAACUUUCCCAACUUUAGAUUUAUUUCAAGUUAUAUAAAUGUUUGUGCAUGCGAAUGCGUUGUAUGAUACAGUUACUAAUCUAUAGAAAGAAACCUGUUGGAGUUUUAGAGAGGAAAUGUUGUUAAUCAAUUUGUCAGCAUACUCUCUCAACUCAGAAUGUUUUUUUUUCA